AUGGCGGAAAUGGCGGAAUGCGCCGUUUUUUUGCAUAUGGAAGUGGCCACUGCAUGUCGCUCGUACGGCGAUCCAUCCCAUGCUGCAGCCGCCAUCAAGUCGCUGAAUGAGUACGACGUAGGUGGAGCUGUGAUCUCAGUCAAGCUUGCGGAUAACGACCGCGGCCCGCUCCCAGCUGAUGGUGGCAAGGGGAAAGGCAAGCUCGAUCCUUGGAAUAUCCCUGCGGAUCAGAGUGAGGUCUUAGUCACCGGCCUGCGUGGCGACACCGACGAGGAGUCAAUCCGGCAGAUCUUUGCCGACAUGGGGAGGAUCACCAUGAUAAAGGUGUGCUGCGAAGGGAAGAUGGAUGGUCAAGGUUAUGCCUUGGCGAGAUUCAGAUACCCCGAGGAAGCGCAGCAUGCAAUACGAAUGACGGAUGGCCUCGUGCACAAGGGACUGAAAAUCCGGACCCUUCUGUCGUCCAGCACUGCCGCGAAGGGAGAGGUCAAGAACAUGCUGGAGAGACAGAAUGUCCCGACAGAGAGCUUGUUUGUCAUGGGCCUUCCGCCAGGCAGCACCCCGGAAACCAUCACGGCAUUCUUCGGGCAGUUUGCCGGAGUGGCCUUUGUCAAGGUUCUGGACACCAAUGGAAAGAAAGGCGACACGGUCGCCUUGGUUCGGAUGAACACCCUUGAUGAGGCCAUAUGGUGUGUAGACAGGCUGAAUGGUCAGGAAACGGCACCCAAUCUGCAGCUGCUUGCAACAGCCCAGGAUCCUCCAAAAGGGGGGGCCAAGGGGAUGACAAAGGGCAUCGACGAGCUGCAGGCCUUGAAGUAUUCUUAUGUAGUUGUUUGUUGGGCGGAUUUUGUUUGA
Messenger RNA from Symbiodinium natans, 852 nucleotides. The record is from the annotation of a GenBank genome assembly. Lineage: Eukaryota; Dinophyceae; Suessiales; Symbiodiniaceae.